This is a messenger RNA of Drosophila ficusphila, 1169 nucleotides long. RefSeq lists its product as uncharacterized. The record is from RefSeq and is a predicted model, not a curated record. Lineage: Eukaryota; Metazoa; Arthropoda; Insecta; Diptera; Drosophilidae.
UUCCCUGAUUAGCAACCAAACCUUUCCUCAACUGGCCUUGACAAGUCCGACGGCCAAGUUAAAACCGAAAAAAAUCCAAAUUCGACGUAAGCGAUCGGCUUGUCAAGAUGGACAGUGUUUGGUACUGCGGACCCGCAGACGUGCUGAUCAAGAAGGCCAAGGACAUGUCCCUCAGCCUCGGAGAAUUGGAGGCGAGGACGGAUGCAUUACUGAUCGACGCGGAGGGUGUGGAUCAGGACUUGGUCAACUGUCGCAAGUUCCGCGAGGAGCAGCUGCUGAAAUACCUAACCGAAAACAACACCGACGAAGAGCAGAUGCAGAUGCUGCGUGACAACGCGGAACUAAAGGAAACCGCCAGUGAAUUUCACCAGGGAAUCGCUCUGAUUAGUGAGAAGUACCGACAGCACAGCGAGAACGAAAUGUUCAUCAAUAGCUAUCAGUUGAGGGAUCGCUACUUGGAGGGACUAACGCAAGUUGAAGAGCAGGAUGCUCGGAUCGAGCAGAUGUUGGAGUUCAUGAAGCUAACCGCCGAUUUGGAGGAUCGAUCCAGUGACGACAACCAGAACAUCAUUCGAAAACUAGCUGGGGAAAACGAGCAGAUGCGCCGUCAGUUGCAAAUCAGCAGUGGCGAGCAGCUUUUCCGCCAGGGAGCACUCGAAUCCAGCGAGUCCAGCACUCAGUUUGAAUCCAACGAUCCAGGAACAUCGAAAACCAAGAGCUUCGCUAGCUUGGAGAGCUUUCUGUCCUGCCUCUCGCAGGAAAUCGUCGAUGAUGAUGACUGCUCCUCCACCAAUUCGCUGGUCAGUCAGUUCGAGGUGAACCUCUUCAUCGAGGAGGCCUUGACCGAGAAUCCCGAGGAAGCAUCUCCCAUUCAAAUGAACCAGGAAUGAACAACAUUCACACCACCUCAAACACACAUUAAACACACUGCUUCCAUUUAAACAUUCUAGAUUGAAGAUUAAUUUUGAUUAAAACUUAGCUUGACUUUGAAACAAAUUAUAAUUCGGGAUGUGAACUUACAGUUGUCAAGAGGGAUUCUACAACGUAUUCCCCACCCGAAAUAUAAUUUAAUUCGAAGCUACACUUCCUCGACGCUAUUUGCUGUUGAUACCUGCUGCUGUUUGUAAACCAACUUGUCACUUUCAUAAAUAUCUGUGUAGUAUUUUAAA